Molecule: messenger RNA, 777 nt
Organism: Oldenlandia corymbosa var. corymbosa
Lineage: Eukaryota; Viridiplantae; Streptophyta; Magnoliopsida; Gentianales; Rubiaceae
Source: the annotation of a GenBank genome assembly
AUGAUUAUUUCCAGCCGACCACCGGUCAAGUCCUCGUCCGCCGGAGCCAUGUGCACGUUGGAGAAGAGGGGCAGUAUUUUCUAUUUAACCUUGACCGGUGAAGAUGAGCACUGUUUAAACCCGCUUCUCAUCGGCUCCAUCAGGUCGGUUUUAGCUCAAGUCAAGUCCCAAACCACCCGAGGGUCCGUUCUCAUCACCUCGGCUCAUGGCAAGUUCUUCUCAAAUGGCAUUGACCUCAGGUAUGCUAUGGCUGCCGGAUCAUAUCAAGCGGCAAAAGAUCGAAUAAUGUACAUGGUGGACAUAUUUAAGUCAUUAGUGGCCGAUUUCAUAUCGCUGCCCAUGCCUACAAUCGCUGCCCUAACCGGCCACGCGGCCGGAUGCGGCUUACUGUUGGCAAUGAGCCAUGACUACAUUACAAUGAGGUCGGAAAAGGCGGUGUUAUACAUGAGCGAAUUAGACCUAGGAUCCAGUUUGCCAGACUGUUACACGAGCCUUACGGUUAUGUUUAGGUCAAAACUCGGGUCGCCCUCGGCUCGCAGGGCAUUACUGUUGAGGGCUGCAAAAGUGAGGGGAAAAGAGGCGCUGGAAAUGGGAAUAGUAGACUCGGUGCAUGGGAAUGAGGAAGAGACUAUGAAAGCUGCAAAGGGUUUGGGAGAGGAAUUGGCUAAGAAGAAAUGGGAAGGUAAUGUUUAUGCGGAAAUUAGGAAGGCAUUGUAUCCUGACUUAUGUAGAAUUUUGGGAUUGAAAAAUUUAGAAGUGUUGCCUUCACGGAUUUGA